UGAGCCUGCGGGAGGCUGGCGUGAACACCUCCCCUGCGGAGAAGGCCGCCACCACGGACAGCACAGCCGAGACCGACUCCCUUCUCUGGCACUGCUCCCGGGACCAGCUGGGCCUUCUCUCCCGGGCGGAGCUGGAGGGGCGCCUGGAGAGCACCCUCAUCAUCAUGGAGGCCCUCUCGUACCAGAUCCGGGCUGCCCAAGGCUUCCGGCCAUCGGCAGCCCCCGUGGGGCCAGCGGACCAGAGGGAGGCGGCCACCCAGACCCCCACCGCCGAGUCCAGCCAGGCGGAGGAGCGACUCUACCACGACCUCUACCUGGACCUGCGGCUGCGCUUCCGCUCCCUGCAGGAUAGCCAGAAGAACCUGCAGGGCCUUGUCCAGCGGCUGGAGGGCGCCAACGAGGAGAUGAGGGCCUGGACGUCCGAAUCCAGGCAGCUCCAGGCCACGGUGGACGGCUCCUUCCAGCACCUCCAGGAGGACCGGAGGUCACUCGGCCAGCAGCAGAAGCAGAUGGGACGGCUGCUGGCUCGGGCCAGGGACCAGGUGCAGCACUGGAGCCAGAAGCAGCAGGUGUUGGCCCAGGAGCUGGAGGCGGCCCUGAAGGCGAAAGACGCGGCCAACCUGGUCCGGGAAUCGGUGCAGGCCGAAGCUGCCGCCAAGAUCCGGACGCUGGAGUUGUGUGCCGCGUCCCGGCAGCGCCUGUGGUCCCAGCUGCAGGAGGCAAAGGGGCUCCAGGUGGAUCUCUUGGCCGGAUUGGGCCGCCACGUGGCCGAAGGGGACACCCUCGCAGCAGCCCUGCAGGCUGACUGGGCGCGGAUGCGGCUGGACUACCAAGGCUACCGCAGCAUCGUCGGCAAAUGCCUGCUGGCCCACCGGAAGAUGGCGGAGGAGGUCAAGGCUGCCCGGACUGAAAGCGCCCAGCACCAAGAGGUGUGCCGGAAGCUGGAGGAGACGACGGUAGAGCUGGUUGUAGCACUGGGCCGGGUGAACGAGCUGGUGGAGACGAACACGCGGCUGGACCGAGACCUCCAGGCCGCUCUGGAAAAAGUCGCGUCCUCGGAAGAGCGGCUGGAGCAGCGGGAGGAGGAACAGCUGGGGCUCACCCGGCGGCUGGAGGAGGAGGCGGCAGCCACCCAGAACCUGCAGGACGAGGUCGCCAGGCUGGCACGGGAGAAGGAGCGGGCGCAGCAGGAGAGGGACAGCGCCCAGCGCGACGCCCGGGAGGCCUCCGAUUGCCGGGAGUUUCUUGAGCAGGAGAACGAGGUUGCCCGCCGCCAGCUGAGCGAGACUGAAGAAGAGCUGAAGGCCACCCUCGCCGCUCUGCGGGAACGAGGCAGCCAGCUGGAGGACCUCAAGGACGCCCACCAGGAGCUCCAGCAGGAGCAGGAGUCCCUCCGCGCAGAGCUGGGCAGCGCCAGGGCCGAGCUGCAGGACACCCAAGCGGGCCUGGAGGGGCUUUCCCGGGCCGUGGGGGAGUUGGGGGGUCUCCACACCCAUUUCCUGGAGGCUGCCGACAUUCUGCAGAUGGCCAGGCCGGGCGAGGCAGCCCAAGUGGCCCCCCAGAGCAGCACACGCACCCCGGCCCGGCACACCCCGCACCGCCCGGGGGUCUCGUUGGUGGAGAGCGUCCUUCGAGCCGCGUCCCAGAGAGCCCCAAAGACCCCCGGCCUCUGGAGCGAGACCACGGCAUUUAUGCGCGCAGCUCCGGCGCCCCCUCCCCAGCUCUCAGAGAUUAAAGACUCGCUGGCCGCUCACACCCAGGACCUGCGCCUGGCCGUGGAGGAGCUCCACCUCCUCGCCAAGGGUUGCCGAGAGCACCUAGCAGAGCUGCGGGAGCAGAGUUUGCAGCUGGAGCAACAGCUGCAAACCUCGCAAGCGCAGCACCAGGCAGAGAUGGACGCCGCCCAAGCCGCCCAAAUGAAGCUCAGGAAGGUGCUGCACAUAAAAAUCCAGAGCGAGAAGGAGCUUCAGGAGCUGCUGCGCCGGCAGGAGGAAAAAGAAUGCCAGCUCAGCGAUCAGAAGAGGGAAGCGGCGACCCUGCGGGAGGAGGUAGCCCACCUGAAGCUGGAGCUGCAGAAGUCAGAGACGGCCGCCGCCACCCUCUGGGAGGAAAUGAGCGGGAGCCAACGCCCGGACGCCCAGGAGAAGAUCUGGCUGAGGCAGGAGGUUGGAAAAUUGAGGGAGCUGCUUCUGCAAAAGGACACCGAACACACGAAGGUCCUGACCGGCCAGGUGAAACAGGUGAGGGCCCUGGAGGAGCGGCUGUGCCAGGCCCAGCACCGGCUGCAGCGCCAGCAAAAGGUGGAGGCGGACUUGAAGCAGGCCCUCUCCACGCUGCCGGCUGAAGUGUCCAGCCUCGCUGAGAUCCAGCGCCUUUGCGAUCUGUUUGACUGA
Molecule: messenger RNA, 2393 nt
Organism: Pseudonaja textilis
Lineage: Eukaryota; Metazoa; Chordata; Lepidosauria; Squamata; Elapidae
Gene: SPAG5
Product: sperm associated antigen 5
Biological process (GO): regulation of attachment of spindle microtubules to kinetochore; cell division
Source: RefSeq, a predicted model, not a curated record